AUGAAGACAUGGAGCCUUUUCACGUCAAUCAUCCGUCGGCUGGACGACUACCAGAGAAUUCGACCUGAAGAAUACAGUUACGAAUUACACCCUACUAAUGACGAAGAAAAUUACGGCUUACCUUCGCCUUCUCAUCGAAGGCGGAAGAGUGUUCUUCACAAACGUAGAUUUUCGCUAACCAUCUUCUCCGUGGUAUCGUUUGUACAGCAUACGCUGACGCUGCGGAGACUGGUUUUCAUCAUUUCUGCGACGCUUUUUUUGUUGGUCGUGGGUAUAUUGUCUUCGGGAGUGCCUUCGACGUACCAAGAUGUCAGGGCGUAUGAGAGAAGUUUGCCGCAACAUAGGAUCAGGGAGGCAGUAAACGAGAAAAUUGGCAGAGACGGUGUCACGGAAAGAAUACAUAGGAGGAAAUAUCUCUGGUUCGACGGUGCUCUAUGGGGUCACGGAUUGAAUAACGUACUUCAGGAGAGUUUUGUCAUGGCCUACGUCGCACAGCAAUCUCACCGGUCCUAUGUUUUUGAGGACCAUGUAUGGUCUCAAUCACCACUUCCUUACACCCUAUAUGACUUUGCUCUCCGUCCAUCGCGUAUACCUAUGAACGCCUUCAUUUCUGGUCCCUCUGCGGGUGGACCUGUUCCCGACGGCAGUAUCACCCACCGUGCUGUCAGUUUGGAAUUUUUCAACACUGUCUGUCGGUCGGAAGAGAGAAUUAUGGUGAAUACCAAGGAGGCACCAAUAGAUGCUAGUCUUGGAAAAGACGCAAACGCAAUUGUGUCGUGGUUCUUGGAUGAACUGAAGAAAGUAGAGGACGAGCCCUGUGUUGUCAUUGAUUCGGCUGGGCGCACACUCUUUGACAGAGAACUUUUUGGUACAAAACGAAUCCUUCCCAUCUUUUCCUCCCUACUCGAAUCACCUAUCCUUGCAAAUUUUGCAUGGUCUCCCCUCGUCCUUUCCGUGGUCGCUCGUAAUUUUGCCAUCCUUCAACCGGAUGACCUAAACGAUCUUUAUCCCUCGCCACCAUCAUAUUCCCAUUCAAAUGCCGGUGUUCUCUCCGGUCUUGUUGCAGUACAUCUCAGACGUGGGGACUAUUCUCGGCAUUGUCAUCGCCUCGUCGGUUGGGACGACGAAUACAUGGGUGUUAACCAGUAUGACGAACUUCCGGAUCGGUUUGAUGCAGACGCCUAUCUGCGAGAACACAAGUUCCACUCAUCUGUUCCUGCUGCUCAUUCUCCUCCUUUAUCUACUGCACUCUCAUCACGGAAUUCAACAUCAUCAGCAAUACCAACAACAUCCAGGACCUCGGAAGAUCAUGCCAUCCUUACACCGUACUACCUUACUCAUUGUCUUCCGGAGAUACCAGAAAUCGUCGCUCGUUUACAUCAGGUCCGGCUAGACAACCCGGGUUUAAAGCGUAUUUAUCUGCUUUCGAAUGGGUGGGGAUGGUGGCUGAAUUCCUUACGGGAUUCGCUGAAAAAGGACGGGUGGGAGGAUGUCAGGCAUGGGGGCGAACUUGAGAUGGACCAGGCUCAAAAGCAUGUGGCUAUGGCAGUGGAUAUGGCGAUUGCAGAGAAGGCGGAGGUGUUUGUUGGCAACGGGUUCUCGAGUCUUUCAGGAAACAUCGUCACUCUCCGGCUUUCGAAAGGAUUCAAAGCUGAAUCGAAUCGAUUCUUAUGA
Molecule: messenger RNA, 1674 nt
Organism: Lentinula edodes (shiitake mushroom)
Lineage: Eukaryota; Fungi; Basidiomycota; Agaricomycetes; Agaricales; Omphalotaceae
Exons: 4
Coding region: 1-1674 (557 amino acids)
Source: RefSeq, a predicted model, not a curated record